Molecule: messenger RNA, 951 nt
Organism: Dovyalis caffra
Lineage: Eukaryota; Viridiplantae; Streptophyta; Magnoliopsida; Malpighiales; Salicaceae
Source: the annotation of a GenBank genome assembly
AUGGAUUUUGAUUCAAGUUGCAAGAACAAAAAAACUGCAAAUGAAUCCAUGCUGAUAUGUUGCAUGCUCUUCAUCUCUGAAUCACGUAACCGCACAGCUCUGGACUUAAUUGAACGAGCUGCUAGGCUAGACCCGGAAACUGUCAUUGUAAACCAAUUUGAGGACAGAGUUUAUAAUAGGAUCAGGUUCACUAUUGUAUCAUAUGUUGUUGUUGAUAGCACUGGUAGUCCCAUUUAUAGUCCGUUGCACCAAACUGUGCUAGCCAUGGUUGAGGCUGCAUAUGGAGCCAUUAACCUUGAGUUACACACUGGGGCACAUCCUCGAAUCGGCGUUGUUGAUGACAUUGCUUUCCACCCUUUAGCUGAAACAUCAUUGGAUGAAGCAGCCUGGCUUGCUAAGGCAGUGGCAGCAGAUAUUGGCAGCAGAUUUCAAGUGCCAGUCUUUCUUUAUGCUGCUGCACAUCCAACAGGCAGGGCCCCGGACACAAUCAGGCGUGAACUGGAUUACUAUAGGCCAAAUUUCAUGGGCAGCCAAUGGGCAGGUUGGAACACCCCUGAAACUCUCCCAGAAAAUCCUGACCAUGGCCCAACCCAUGUGUCUCCGACCAGAGGAGUCACACUGAUUGGGGCACGGUCAUGGGUCACAUUGUACAACAUACCGAUCAUGUGCACCGAUGUUUCGACUGCUCGAAGGAUUGCUCGGAUGGUUAGUGCUCGUGGUGGUGGACUACCAACAGUGCAAUCAUUGGCCCUAUUUCACGGCGAUAAUUCAACUGAGAUUGCUUGCAUGCUCUUGGAGCCUAAUCGGAUUGGCGCAGACAGGGUCCAAGCACAGGUUGAAAUGCUGGCAGCUCAAGAAGGGUUGGACGUAGAGAAGGGCUACUUCACUGAUUUUUCACCAGAAAUGAUUGUGCAAAAGUACAUGAAUUUAAUCUCAGCUAGGAGAGGCUGA